CCGUCAGCCGCCCUCACUGCCGCGGUGCGCUGGCUGCAGGAAGCCUCCGCGCCGCCGCUUUUGUUGUCAGGGACCCCGCGAGGAGCACCGCUCGCCAGCGGCCUCCGCCGCCGCCUCUCUCUGCAGCCUGCUCUCCGGCCGCCCGUCCCGGGCGCCCCGCCCUCCCCCGCCCAUGAGGGGGCCCCGCGACCACCGCUGCCCCCAGCCCGGGGCGGCGCGGCGCUGAGGCGGAGGCGGAGGCGGAGCUGCCCCCGCUGCGGGCUGCGGUCGGCCUCGGCCCCCUCCCCGAGGGUACCAUGGAGGUGAAUGCGGGAGGUGUGAUUGCCUAUAUCAGUUCUUCCAGCUCAGCCUCUAGCCCUGCCUCCUGUCAUAGUGAGGGUUCUGAGAAUAGUUUCCAGUCCUCUUUCUCUUCUGUUCCAUCUUCUCCAAAUAGCUCUAAUUCUGAUAACAAUGGUAAUCCCAAAAGUGGUGAUCUCUCCAAUAUUGAAGGCAUUCUGAAGAAUGAUCGAAUAGAUUGUUCUAUGAAAACAAGCAAGUCGAGUGCACCUGGGAUGACGAAGAGUCAUAGUGGAGUGACAAAAUUUAGUGGCAUGGUUCUACUGUGUAAAGUCUGUGGGGACGUGGCGUCAGGAUUCCACUAUGGAGUUCAUGCUUGUGAAGGUUGUAAGGGUUUCUUUCGGAGAAGUAUUCAGCAAAACAUCCAGUAUAAGAAGUGCCUGAAGAAUGAAAACUGUUCUAUAAUGAGAAUGAAUAGGAACAGAUGUCAGCAGUGUCGCUUCAAAAAGUGUCUGUCUGUUGGAAUGUCGAGAGAUGCUGUUCGGUUUGGUCGUAUUCCUAAGCGUGAAAAACAGAGGAUGCUAAUUGAAAUGCAGAGUGCAAUGAAGACCAUGAUGAACGGCCAGUUCAGUGGUCAUUUGCAGAAUGACACAUUAGUAGAACAUGAACAGACAGCCUUACCAGCCCAGGAACAGCUGCGACCCAAGCCCCAACUGGAGCAAGAAAACAUCAAAAGCUCUUCUCCUCCCUCUUCUGAUUUUGCAAAGGAAGAAGUAAUUGGCAUGGUGACCAGAGCCCACAAGGAUACCUUUAUGUAUAAUCAAGAGCAGCGAGAAAACUCAGCAGAAACCAUGCAGCCCCAGAGAGAACGGAUUCCCAAGAACAUGGAGCAGUAUAAUUUAAAUCAUGACCAUUGUGGCAAUGGGCUUAGCAACCAUUUUCCUUGUAGUGAGAGCCAGCAGAAUCUCAAUGGACAGUAUAAAGGGAGGAACAUAAUGCAUUACCCAAAUGGGCAUGCCAUUUGUAUUGCAAAUGGACAUUGUAUGAACUUCUCCAAUGCUUAUACUCAAAGAGUAUGUGAUAGAGUUUCGAUAGAUGGAUUUUCUCAGAAUGAGAACAAGAAUAGUUACCUGUGCAACAAUGGAGGGAGAAUGCAUCUGGUUUGCCCCAUGAGCAAGUCUCCAUACGUGGAUCCUCAUAAAUCGGGGCAUGAAAUCUGGGAAGAAUUUUCAAUGAGCUUCACCCCAGCAGUGAAAGAAGUGGUGGAAUUUGCAAAGCGUAUUCCUGGAUUCAGAGAUCUCUCUCAGCAUGACCAGGUCAAUCUUUUAAAGGCUGGGACUUUUGAGGUUUUAAUGGUACGAUUUGCUUCAUUAUUUGAUGCAAAAGAGCGUACUGUCACCUUUUUAAGUGGAAAGAAGUAUAGCGUGGAUGACUUACAUUCAAUGGGAGCUGGGGAUCUGCUAAACUCUAUGUUUGAGUUUAGUGAGAAGCUGAAUGCCCUCCAGCUCAGUGAUGAAGAGAUGAGUUUGUUUACCGCAGUCGUCCUGGUAUCUGCAGAUCGAUCUGGAAUAGAAAACGUCAACUCUGUGGAGGCUUUGCAGGAAACCCUCAUCCGUGCACUAAGGACCUUAAUAAUGAAAAACCAUCCAAAUGAGGCCUCUAUUUUUACAAAACUUCUUCUAAAGUUGCCAGAUCUUCGAUCUUUAAACAACAUGCACUCUGAGGAGCUCUUGGCCUUUAAAGUUCACCCCUAAGGCCUUUGUUAUUUAAACGUGAACUGAAUCAUGCUAACUGUACAUUUUGUGCUAAAAUGCUUAUUUAUAUGUGUGUACAAUAUGUGGAGAUAGAAAAGACCUUUAAGGCAAUACAAGAUUGUAGACUCUCUCUGUAGUCAUGCAGUAGCUAUUUGGAUUGAGAUUUUUUCAGCCAUGAUUAGACAUUGACUGCAUUUCCCUGGUAGACCAAUCAGCUGUGUCGCACUUAAACUGGAGAAGUUACACUGAAUUACAGUUACACUGAAUGUUAGACUUUUUCAUCUGCCAAAACCAAAAACCAUUUUGAUCUCCCUGUGGUAUAAAUAUAACAAGCAUAUGAGGACUUAAAAAUUAAUCCUUUGUGGUAGAAGUUUGUUUUAUGAUGGAAACUUGAUUUUACCACAAGACUGUUUGAUCUGGUGAUUGGAGACUAUGCAGGGUAGGAGAUUUCCCUGUCUGUAUUACUCUGCCUCUGUUAAAGUGUGUGAUUCUACACAGAUUAGUCGGUUCUGGAAGAUGAGAGAGUGUUCCCAAUGCCCCACCUCACAGAGAUAAAAAAAAUGUCUAUAAAGUAUAUUUACCUCUUGGGAGAUAGGCACUAUGUAAAUAAGGUAGUUUUUGUUACUGUAAUUAUUCAGUAUAAUAAUCUUCUCUGAUUUGUAAGCAUUUCUGAAAAAUCACUUCACAGUUCACAAUCGAUCUAUUAUUCAGGGUUCCUCCCAAUGUGUGGGGUAUCAUCCUGGCACACGCAUAUUCAAAGUUUAUGGGUACAUUAAAUACAUAGUAUGUGUACAUAAUAUGUAUGUGAAUAUAGUUAUACAUAAAUAUAUUUCUUCACAAUAUUUUAAACUGUGAAGAACUUUAUCAUACAAUAAACUUAAAACAAGGGUGUCAAAAGACCCAGAUUAGGUGCAUUUUACCUGUUAAUGACAUAACCAUUGCUUUAAAUGUUUAGACAGUAGAAUAUUGAAAUUUAUGCUCUAUUUUUGUUUAAGCAACACUUAAUGUACAAGUGCAACAGGCAGUUGAGUCCAAAUUCCAAAAAAUGUGUACUUUCGAGUUCAUCUUUGGUAAAACUUUUGGUUCAAGGUACAAGUUGUUUAAAAAUUAUUCAGAAUCUUACCUAGAGCUAAAGAAGUUUACAUUGCUGCCCCUUAUACACAUGCUCCAGCUUGAUGAUACAGGUUUUGAUUCCUUCUGGAGAGCCAGUCAGUGUUUAAGAAAACCGUUUAGUAUGUUGGUGUGUGUACGCGUGCAUGUGUGUGUGCAAGUGUGUUAGGAGUCCACUUUUCCCUCUAAAUAACACUACAGGGGUUUUGUCAAAUUAGAUUCACUCUGUAAUUUGGUAAAUUAUUUUGUGUGUGACCUGCAGGUUUAGAAGUGGUAUAGUCAAAACAUUUCAUUCACAUUUCUAAUAUUGUGCUUAUUAAGUAGAUAAGAUGGACCUCUGUUUAUAGCACUAGGAGAAAUAGCCAAAGUUGAGGAUUUUUUUGUAUGUUUCUCUGUUUCCCUAGAAAAUAACAAUUGUUUUUUGGGGGGCAAUGAGGAUUGCCUUCUGUAAAAUCUUUGGAUUAUAUAAAUUCACAAAAAUGAAAAGAGCCCACUUUACUUGACUCAGCCUGUUUAAUGACAUGUGAGCAGAAUGCCUUAUUUUGUAAUCUUGCUUAACUGGUCACUAUGGGGACUUGAAUUCCUGUGGCACUAGUUAAGUAAGUUAAAAAUAGAGUUAAACCCUCUCAUUAUUAAAGAGGAAAGGUGAUGGUGAUGUCUGUAAUUCAAUAUAAACCAUAAUUGUGACUUACCUUAAAUAGGUGUAACUUUUAUGGGAUAUACAGUAUAGUUUUUGUUAAUUCUUUACAUGAUAGCAUUAUCUUUUUAUAUUUUUUUUCCUAAGACAAAUGCAUAGUUUUCUUCUAUGGGGGAUAGCAACAGCUUUUUGAAGUAAUACUGAAAACCUCAAAGAUCAUCUUGAUUCUUAAUUUUUGCCUUUUGCAUAAGCGUCUUUAUAACAUGUAUCUUUAAAACAAUUACUAUGUCUUUAGGAAUGCGUAACCGGAACUAUGUUAGUAUUGCUUAUAAAGCCUUAGUUAGGUUCAAGAUAUACAUGUAUACAUCUAUGUAUAGGUAUAUAGAUUUGCAUUUUGUCUUGUAAAAUUUUAUUUGAAUGAAUUCCUGUAGGUAAUGGGAAACAAAAUUAAUAGUUAAUGUACCACUCAUUGUGUUUCUAUAUUUGAAAACAGCCCAACAUGGAAACUUCCCAUUCUAAAAUUAAACCAGCAGCCUAUUACAAGCACAUUCUUUGAUUGGGUCAUUGGAUAUAAACUUACUAAAUGCAGAGAAGACGACCAGUUCUAGGAAACUUCUGAGUCAGUGGGACACUGUUGAUUAAUUAAUAAUGUACUGUAUGAAUUAAGUGAUGCUUUAACUCUGAUUUUUACAUUUUAAAGUUAAAAUAUGGGCAUUAUGUCAGCAAACUUAAGGGCAUUAUGUCAGCAAGUUAAAACUUCUUUUUCUGUGCUUUUAAUGUGUCUCUUUACAUGAUCUGAGGAGAGGAUUCAGGCUUUUGGGGAGAAGUAGCUGAGGGAAAGGGGUAACAUCUUGGAAAGAAGCUUUUCCUUAUGGCAAUGGUUUAAUUACAGAUUAAAAAAUUAGAAGGAAAUUUCAGUGGAUUCAGUGUAUAGCUUUCAUAUCUCUACAUUUCAAAUUACCAUUAUAACUUGAUGAUUUAUUUUAUGUAAACAUUGCAAAGCAAGGUGUAGAAGCUCAGCUAGAUUUAUUACUGUGCACGAGAGUAAGUACCUAUCUCAGUUAUACGUUUUCUUUUCCAAUAUAAAGUUUGCUGAAUGUACAAGAAGAGUUUAUCACUUAGGACAUAGGUUUUUUUAGGGGUUGGGGGGAUGGGCUGUGUCAGGAAAUGACCUAUAAAUGAAGAUUAUCUUGAUUUGGUCCUAAACAAAACUUGAAGCUAUUCUUAAACUAACAUGGAAAAAUAAAAUGGCUAUUGUUUUAAGCAAUGAUAGAAAUAUAUUGUUGACAAGAUGUGAAUUAAGUUUAUUUUCUACAAACUGUUAUUGAUGAGGACAUGGAUAAUACCUUCAUGUUUCUGAAAAGUAAUCUGUACAUGGGGGGAGGGGAUAAUAAAUAUUAUUUCUAACCAA
Phyllostomus discolor (pale spear-nosed bat) is the source of this 5188-nucleotide messenger RNA. RefSeq names its product nuclear receptor subfamily 1 group D member 2 (gene NR1D2). The transcript has 8 exons. The coding region runs from base 297 to 2030 and encodes 577 amino acids. Gene Ontology annotation, biological process: hormone-mediated signaling pathway; negative regulation of transcription by RNA polymerase II; positive regulation of transcription by RNA polymerase II. NCBI's taxonomy places the organism in Eukaryota, Metazoa, Chordata, Mammalia, Chiroptera, Phyllostomidae. The record is from RefSeq and is a predicted model, not a curated record. Gene Ontology annotation, molecular function: zinc ion binding; RNA polymerase II cis-regulatory region sequence-specific DNA binding; nuclear receptor activity.